UUUAGUUUCCACGUGCAACUGCCGAGCUCUCAGGAUUUAUGUUUCUCCUUCGUUUCAACUUAUAGUCAGUAAUGGAGAAUUCUUCGACCUACCUCUUCGGAAAGCGUUUCCGUAACCGUUUGUUUGUUGGAGGGUUACCGGUGAAUACAACUGCUCAUGAAUUGGCCAAUUAUUUUUCCAACUUUGGACAUGUCAUAGAGACAAAAAUUAUUUUUGAUGAAAACAAUGUUUCAAAAGGAUAUGGAUUUGUCACUUUUGCCUCAGAAAAAGAUGUUCAUAAUGUUACAGAGAUGGGAACUUUAUUUUUUCGUAAUAAAAAGCUCAAUUUAGGACCUGCUGUGAAGAAACAGGGACCAAUGUCUCCUGAAUCCCCUGAACUUGUGGUUGUCAGCACUCAAAUGAAAGGGGACUUCUACUACCCAGUUCCAUCGUACACAUACUCUGAUAGUCAGUUGUCUCCAGCGCCACAGUAUACAUAUCAACACCCAUGUCAGGUCUCCUAUCCUCACCCUCACCCUCACCCUAGGGGCUAUAUGUAUGUAUAUGAAGAACAGCCUCCACUGAUGUUCUACCAACACCAAAUGCCAAAUGUGCAGAACACUCCACAAGUAGGCUCCAAAUCCUCGACAAAAAAUCAACAAGAGACUGCCACCCAGGAUGAGACGUUCUCGAGAAAACUAAAUUGAACUACCUGUACCUUCUAUGUCAGACAACUUUCUCAAUGUACAUCAUCAUACACAUCUUGAGAGCGUAUUUCUAUGAAAAACUUCAAGAAAACCCUGCUGUGCUGCAGGCUUGGAUUCGAGCCUAGAGCAUGGUGACGAUUGUAUCAUUUUAUCAAAAUCAAAUCAGUUUCAUUUGAUUUUUAAAUUGUGCAUGAUGCAGAUAAUUUUACAGCUUUUAGAAAGCUUUGAAUGUGUGGGGCAAUAUACAUAUAUUUAGUAUAAUUUCAGAGCUGAACAAAGAGUUUCCGGCAAUCUGAUUGGUUGAGUGGUUCCUUAUAUGACCCUGUAUAAACUGCUCCGUGCGGUUUACAUAAAAUGUUAAACUAAAAUGUUAAUAAAUGUUACUAAAAUGUUACGA
Molecule: messenger RNA, 1083 nt
Organism: Stylophora pistillata
Lineage: Eukaryota; Metazoa; Cnidaria; Anthozoa; Scleractinia; Pocilloporidae
Product: protein boule-like
Biological process (GO): 3'-UTR-mediated mRNA stabilization; positive regulation of translational initiation
Cellular component (GO): cytoplasm
Molecular function (GO): translation activator activity; mRNA 3'-UTR binding
Source: RefSeq, a predicted model, not a curated record